CCGAAUAGGUUUUUUCCCGCUAAUUUCCCCAAAUUUCCGCCGCCGUUCUUCUCCAUUUCUUCUUGUUCAGUAGUUCCCCCAAUCUCUAUCUGUGUGUACAAGUAGAAAAAUGAAGAAAGCAACGGAAUACGAACAGAAACGACUCGAAAACAUCAAACGCAAUGAGCAACUGCUCGCUUCUCUCAACAUCAAAUCCAAACUUUCCGAUCUUUCCGCCUCCAAGCGCCAAAGGGCAGAGACAAAAUCAUACAAAGUUAGUCCAGCGAAGAAAGUGAAAUCUGAAACCCCAAUUGUAAUUCGUAGAUCUUUAAGAACUCAAGGAAAAGCUCCUGAUUUGGCAGGUUUAAAAGAUGAUUUUUCUGAAACACCUAAGAAAUUAUCAAACCUAAAAUCACACGUUAUCCCUAACAAGUCUCCACGAGAGUUGAUUCCAAUUAGUAUGAGAGAUGCCAAAACUAGCUCUGAAUCAGACGAGGCACUUGUCAGUAAGAUUUCGAGUGUUUGUAAGGAGUCUAGAUUGAAAGAUGGUGAUUGUGGGAAGAAGUAUAGGGUCACGGCUUCGGUUGAUUUGGAUUCGAUGAAGUUGGCACCGGAGAAUGUUGCUCGUGUUGUGCCAAAUAGGAUAUUGAGUGUUAAGCUCUUCCCAUCGACUUAUAUGAAUAUUGUUGUUGUUGGGAAUAAAUUUGGAGAUGUAGGGUUUUGGAACGUGGAUUCAGAAGAUAAAGAUGGUGAUGGGAUUUACAUGUAUCAUCCUCAUCCGGCACCUGUUUCAGCAAUAGUUAUUCAACCAUUUUCAUUGAACAAGAUAAUUACAAGCUGUUACGAUGGUCAAGUUCGCUCAUUAGAUAUUGAAAAGGAGAUGUUUGAUUUGGCAUACUCCAGUGAACAUGCAAUAUUUUCUAUGUUUCAACGACUUGACGAUGUUAACUCUUUGUUUUUUGGUGAGGGUCAUGGAGUAGUUCGUUGCUGGGAUGAGAGGUCCGGGAAGACAUCAUUUUCAUGGGAGCUGCAUGAGACUAGGAUUAAUACAAUAGAUUUUAAUCCAGAAAAUGUUAAUAUGAUGGCUACAAGUUCAACAGAUAGAACUGUGUGCAUUUGGGAUUUAAGAAAACUUGGUAAGAGCAAGCCCAACUCUCUUAAGAUGGUUACCUGUGAGAGGGCUGUACAGUCUGCCUACUUCUCUCCUUCUGGAAGCCAUCUUGCUACAACAAGUCUUGAUGACAAGAUUGGAGUGCUAAGUGGGGCCAAUUAUGAUGAUGAAUUCAUGAUAAACCACAACAAUCAGACAGGCAGAUGGCUUUCUACAUUCAAAGGUGUAUGGGGGUGGGAUGACUCACAUAUAUAUGUGGGAAACAUGAGAAGAGGAGUUGAUAUUAUUUCUGCAGAAGAGAGGAGACUUGUUACUACUCUUGAUAGCCCUCAUAUGACUGCAAUCCCAUGUCGUUUUGAUGCUCAUCCAUUGAAGCCUGGGAUGCUUGCAGGGGCGACAAGUGGAGGCCAGGUUUAUAUCUGGAGCACAUAGCCGAUAUUCAUAAAUCAUUGACAUACACGGUGGAGCUAUUAUGGAUGAGCUCCUCCCGCAUGCUAAGUCCAAGUUAUUGAUCAAUGUUAUUUGAAGACUACUGGUGGCACAGCGGUUGCAUACCUUGUUUGGCAGGAGCGUAAUAAUAGAAUGUUCCGCAACUAUGCUCGACCUCCUGAUGUGCUGGGCAAGACGAUUCUGAACGCUACUUUUGCCAAGCUUAUGGGUUUGAAGUUCAAGAAAAUUGCUCGAGUUGUCUCUUUGCUCCAACUUUGGGAAAUCCAAGGAGAUUGCCUUUUUAAGAAUGGAGACUAGAUAGCUAAUUUCGUUUUUCUGUUUGUCUAUCAUGUAUCUGCAUUGAUAGACUAGGUCUUAGGGUUGUUAUUUGAUAUGGUUAUUUCUUGUUUCACAUAUAUGGGAGUUGUCCCAUGUAUGAACUAGUGUUAUACUG
This is a messenger RNA of Erigeron canadensis, 1973 nucleotides long. Its product is annotated as WD repeat-containing protein 76-like. The record is from RefSeq and is a predicted model, not a curated record. NCBI's taxonomy places the organism in Eukaryota, Viridiplantae, Streptophyta, Magnoliopsida, Asterales, Asteraceae. Gene Ontology annotation, cellular component: nucleus. The transcript is spliced from 6 exons. Gene Ontology annotation, molecular function: protein binding; DNA binding. The coding region runs from base 110 to 1522 and encodes 470 amino acids. Gene Ontology annotation, biological process: regulation of DNA damage checkpoint.